Ceutorhynchus assimilis (cabbage seed weevil) is the source of this 2428-nucleotide messenger RNA. NCBI's taxonomy places the organism in Eukaryota, Metazoa, Arthropoda, Insecta, Coleoptera, Curculionidae. The record is from the annotation of a GenBank genome assembly.
CAAACAUUGACAUUUCAUUUUCACGAAUUCUUUUAAUUUUCAUUUAUACACUAACAAAAUUAUCCGUGUUACUAUUUCCUGGAACAAUGAAAUGGAAGAAGCAAAUCAUAGUGUAAACAAUCCCACAGAACCAGGAUCAGGUAGAUGUAUGAGUAUCGAGGCAAUGCAAGCUCUUUUUGAGCUAAAAGAAAGCAAUCAGCUAUGUGAUGCUGUUCUUAUACUAGAUGAUGGUUCGGAAAUUCCUGUGCAUAGGGCGAUUCUAUGUUCUUGCAGUGCAUAUUUUAGGGCCCUUUUCAUGACACCCUUGCUCAAAAAAGAAAAAUACCGAGCCAACGUACCAGGAGUAGCUUCACACUUGCUCCACACUCUUUUACUUUACGUUUAUUUACGAAAACUAGAUCUGAAUAAAACCAAUGUCUAUCCCAUCCUCAUAGCAUCAGAUUACCUUAGCAUUUUAGGAGCUCUGGAAUUAUGCUGCGAAUAUCUAAAAUCCAUCUUGAAUCCCACAAAUUGUAUUGGAGUUAUGUUCUUUGCAGAAAAUUAUUUUUGCCAAGCAUUAAGGGCAAGUUGCUGGAGGUAUAUUAUGAAAAAUUUUGUCAAGAUUUCUGUUGAAAGUGAUGAAAUAUUGCAAUUAUCACUUAAUCAAUUACAAUCAAUUAUUAACGCUGAUGAUUUGAAUGUCAAGUCCGAAGAAACCGUCUGGCAAGCGAUAAUAAGAUGGAUUGAUCAUUCAAAAGAUAGCAGAAAAGGUUAUAUUGUGGAACUAAUGAAAUAUAUUCGCUUGGGUCUUUUGGAUACACAAUUUUUUCUGGAAAAGGUCAAAGAUCAUCCCUAUGUUACCGAAUCUGAGGGUAGUAGACCUAUGAUUAUUCAAACGCUAAAAUUUUUGUAUGACCUGGAAACGAUAAGUCAUAGGGAUGGUGAAGUAGUCACGCCUGAAAUUGCCAGACCUAGAGUACCACACGAAAUCCUUUUCGCUAUAGGAGGAUGGAGCGGAGGUUCGCCGACAAAUUUUAUCGAAACGUACGAUACCAGAGCCGAUAGAUGGAUCAAACUUGAUGAAGUUGAUCCUUCAGGACCCAGAGCCUAUCAUGGAACUGCAGUUGUAGGGUUCCGUAUUUAUAUUAUUGGUGGUUUCGAUGGAAUGGACUACUUUAACUCAUGCAGAUGCUUCGAUGCAGUCACCAAAACCUGGAAAGAAAUAGCUCCAAUGCACUCAAGAAGAUGCUACGUAAGUACUGCCGUUGUGAAUGAUCAAAUUUAUGCCAUGGGUGGGUACGAUGGACAUCAUAGACAAAAUACCGCAGAGCGAUAUGAUUAUGUUACAAAUCAAUGGACAUUAAUUAGUCCAAUGAAUAUGCAGCGUUCAGAUGCUAGUGCUUGCACCUUGCAUGGAAAGAUCUACAUUACUGGUGGAUUCAACGGCCAAGAAUGUAUGCAGUCAGUUGAAAUAUAUGAUCCAGAAAUAAACCAAUGGUCUAUGAUACCAUCAAUGCGAUCGAGAAGAUCUGGGCUAUCUUGCAUAACGUACCACGAACGAGUUUAUGUUGUUGGAGGAUUCAAUGGAAUAUCUAGAAUGUGUAGCGGCGAGAAAUACAAUCCUCUAACGAAUACUUGGGCCUCAGUACCGGAUAUGUAUAAUCCUAGAAGUAAUUUUGCCAUUGAAGUCAUUGACGAUAUGAUAUUUGCUAUUGGUGGUUUUAAUGGCGUAACAACUAUAUACCAUGUGGAGUGCUACGACGAAAGAACCAACGAAUGGUACGAGGCAACGGACAUGAAUGUUUACCGAUCAGCUUUGUCGGCUUGCGUCAUCGAUGGCCUGCCAAAUGCUACAGAUUACAUUCACCAGCACAGGGAUCGCUUGAUGGAAGAAAAACGACAAAAACUUAUUGCUUUACAGAAUCAACGGACUCUCGCUGCGGUGAUAAAUGCUAGCAAUAAUCAACAGGAUGAAAACAUGAAUAAUGAUGUUAAUUUCAAUGUACAGCAUGUUAGUAUACUUCAACAUCUGCCUCUACCAGCACAGCCCAUGGAUGUCGAGGAGCAACACGGAGUCAUUAAUCUCAUCGACUUGCAGAAUGAUAAUAAUAAUAAUAAUAAUGAUAUCAAUAACAAUGAUGAGCAUGAUAUUGAUGACAUCACCGGCAGCAUUGACGAAGAUGGAAUCCAGUAGCUACAAGAAACAAACAUCUUAUGAUGACUCAUAUAGUCUGUAUAAGGUGGUUGUGUGUUUUUGGAGACGUCUCGGACUGAUUUUGAUAAGAUGAUAACAAAGAUACCUCUUAUCUCAUCACAACUGAAUUAUCUUUAUGUAUAGGGCUACACAAAUAAUAACUCCAGGUAGUCUCAGGUAGACUGCAUUUUCUUUACUCGAUUCCAAACAUUUGCCAUCUGAGCCACUCCUCCCACUUGGUAGUGUACGAUUCAG